This is a messenger RNA of Thelazia callipaeda (thelaziosis nematode), 948 nucleotides long. Lineage: Eukaryota; Metazoa; Nematoda; Chromadorea; Rhabditida; Thelaziidae. The record is from the annotation of a GenBank genome assembly.
CUGUACUCUUUAAGAUUGUCACCAGAUGCUCAUGGUCUUGAUACAGCAUCCAAUUCAAGCUCGCAACUUUCUGAAUCAGCUGACCAAAAUACGCUCUCAUCCUCUCAGCUUUCUGAGGUAGCUGAUCAAAACAUACUUUCUUCUUCUUCGAGUUCUGCCUCGUUGACUGCAGCACUUCGGAAUUUCGAUAUUGGCAACAUUAGUGUAAAUUCUAUCUUUCAGUACCAAUUUCAGAACCUAGUAGGAGAGCAUUUGAGGGAUGUUCGUGGUCGAUCGGAAGAGGAUUCAAUGUCACAAAUGGAAUCAUAUAUGGAGUAUUUGGAUUUGUUAAAUCAUCGGCAUGCACAAGAACCAGUAACGAGGAGUAGUGCUGCAGUAAAUUCUCAUUUGGGAAAUUUGGGAACUGGUGUUUUGGAAUCGCUGUCUUUGCUAACGAAUAGCACUACUUUAUCAUUUGACAUGCCAUUAAGUGAUGAAAAUGAUGAUUAUAUUGCUGUUGGCACUCGCUCAAAUGAAGUGGAAAAUGAUAUCAGUAGCGAUUCAUCAGUUGAAGCAAAUGACUUUGAUGAUGAAACAAGUUCUGCUAAAGAAACCAGCAGCAGUGCUCAGAAUUUUUUGUUGCCUCUUGAUUCAUCAUUGUCUAUGGAAUCUUCACCACAGCCUUUGGAAUUAUCCUCAUCUACUCGUUUAAAAAUUUCAGUUCUAAAAUGGAAUGUCGCUGCAACAUGGAAGUGGACUGCGGGGGAUGAAACUUGUGGAAUUUGUCGCAUGCCAUUUGAAGCAUGCUGCAUAGAGUGCAAAACACCUGGAGAUGAAUGUCCUUUGGCUAUCGGGGCGUGUAAACAUGCAUUUCAUAUGCACUGCAUUGUAAAAUGGACUGACACACAAAAUACAGCUCGUCCGCAGUGUCCGUUAUGUAGGCAAGAAUGGAAAUUUGCAGCUGGAUAA